Messenger RNA from Crotalus tigris (Tiger rattlesnake), 3568 nucleotides. RefSeq names its product protein GAMETE EXPRESSED 1-like. The transcript is spliced from 11 exons. Lineage: Eukaryota; Metazoa; Chordata; Lepidosauria; Squamata; Viperidae. The record is from RefSeq and is a predicted model, not a curated record. The coding region runs from base 1875 to 3395 and encodes 506 amino acids.
AACCUGAUGUAAAUUAAUUCAAAUUAGGUUUGUGUGUAAAAAUGCUUAUAUUUAAUCUGGUUCACAUAUCUGAACCAUAAUAGAUUUUGAGUUAUUAAACUCUUGUGGUUUGUAAACCAUAGCCUGUGACAAAUAUAUGAUUGUAACCAAUUAUACUCAGCAAACUGACAUUUUAAUUGUAUAAGUCACAUUUAGUAAAUGCAAAGCUAAUCUAGGGUCUAGUUACAUAAUACAAUAAUCUAUAAUACUGGUUAUGUGUUCAAUCUCACUUGUGUAUAUAAAUAAUAUUUUGCUUACGUUGGUUAGUGUAGUGUUUUACCCUAUUGGAGAAGUUUAGUAACAGCACUAACUGUUCGAAGUAUGAAUUACAUAAACCACUCAAUUGCAUUAUUACAUUUAUAUUUUACAAGAAAGUUUAUUAUGUACUGCAUAAACAUUUUAGAGAAAGAAGAAACUGCAUACUGCACCAUUCCUAGCACGUUAUUGUAAUGAGAUUACCAAAAAUAUUGUUUUGUCUAAGGGCUAUGCUAUAUGAUUCAAUUAUUCAACCUGCCUUGGAUGUAAUAAUAUAUCUUGUGUUAAUCCAUUGAUUUGUAGAUCAUGUUUUAAGAUCUUUAUUAUCUCAGACUGUAACAGUUAUUUGGCUUAGCAUAUAUUGUGUAAACCCAGCAAAUCAUUAGUUAGCAUUUUAGAUGAAUCUAGCCAAAUUGUGGUUUAUAAAAUAAAUCAUAGUUAAAUAUACUUCAAUGUUCUUUGAAUCAGACCUAACUAACCCUUAUAAUAUUUAGAAGCUGCAAAUAAAACUUUCCCUGAUUUCUUGCUGUGUGGGCUAAAAUUCACAUCCAAUAUAUAAUUAUAACCAAAGUGGCUGAGAUGAGGGUUGUAGGACAAAUAGCUUCUUUCAGGGAAAGAAAGCUGAAAUAAAAAUGCAGCAAACAUAAGCAAAGCAUACAGACAUGUUAAAAACGUAUUCUGUGUGCUUUGAUGUGCAUGCCUCAUACAAAUUCAUGAAUAACUGGAUCUUGUGUACAGAUUCCUGGAAGAAAAUGUGGCUGACAUGAUUAUACUUUUAAAAUGAAUGUUCAUAGAGGCUGCUUCCUCAUUUAUACUAUGUGGAAUCAGUGGCUCUAUAAAUUAUCUGUAUGCAGACAUACUUUUUUCAGCAGUACAAUACUUGCGUGUUUCCUAGUGUUACAAGAGCAAAUAAAAAACUUUACAUCUUAAUAUCCACAAAUUUGGAUUCCAGUUUUAAAGUGCUUAUGGAUAUCCCUUUUUCUCGUUUUAAUUUAAGAACGGGAUUUUUUUAAACGUUAUAUCCACUAGAGGGCAGCAAAUAUCACUUGAAUUAGGGAACCACUAGAAAAUAGAUCAAAGUUGUCCAGGGAUUUCCCCUGCAUUUUUGAGCAAUUUAUAUUCUAAAUAUUUUAUAAUACUGUAAUUAAAUAAGUUAUACUACAUUGUAAAAAGUAUAGUGUAACAUAAUCCAGACCACAGAGAUUUUACUGUAACUUCUUGCACAGCAGCUAUUGAUUAAAUCACUACUGAAUAUCCCACAUAAGCUAUUAACUGUAAUUUACAAACUAGAAUGGUGAAAAACCAGAGACAGGUGAGAAAAACACUCUUGCCUAUGUUAUGACUGUUCUGCUCUAUAGUAGAACCAAAUACUAAAUCAAAAACAAGUCCUAGGGUGUGAUUAGGAGUAAAGCCAAACACUCAUCCUUUAGCCAAGUUCCUACCAUCAUUUGAAGGCUUUCAUUUCCCUAUCGCUCAGGUGCUCCACCCUGGAAGGAUACCCACCCAAACUUCUCAUCAGCAGCUUCAACUAAUUUUGGCUAGUUUAGCUCACUGAUUGCUUUGCUGCAGUGGUUACUACCAUGGGGUACCAUCCAGGCAGCCUGUUGCUGUUUUCCUUCUGCUUCAUUGCUUGUGAUUUAUAUUCUCCAGAUCCUGGGCUACUGUCUCAAGGCAGGAGCCACUUGCAAUGGGUUCAGGAGCUAGCUCGACACCCACGAUAUGGACCUUGUUGGAUGGAGGCCUUGAGGCAAUUGGAUGGUGGGUGCAAGGAGUUGAAUGAAGAGCAGCAAAGCCGCAUUGCACUGGCAUUUGCUCAUUGCCACCUACAACGGUCUGGGAGGAAGUUCCCACCCUGUGAAAUUGGUAGCUCUAUUCGUGACUGCACACAGCACAUGGAUCCAGUGGCUUUUGGCGUGUACACUGAGUUUUUCACUCAUGCUCAUGCCAUCUGUUAUUUUCUUCACAAUGAGGCUUGGCAGCAGCAGGCCCAAGAUACUGUGCACAGGCUGAUCUCCUCUUCAGAAACCGUGGCCCAACAGUUGGAAUCUACCAACCAGCUUGCAGAAGAGACGGCUCGGAUCCAAAAUGCCACCUUGCGCUCUCAGGAGCAGAUCUUGCGCGAUGGGGAGCUGCUAUGGCAGACGCUCCGUGACUCCUCCCAAGGUAUACACCAGGCCUUCCAAGAACUGCAGAAUUCAGCCAUCGAGCAACAAGUAGCCUUUGCAGAGAUCUUUAAUCGAGUGACCUUCCUGCACCGCUUUGUAGUGGGGGAAUCCAAUGCUCUCUAUUCUGUCUUCUUCCAUCUCCUGAGUGGUGUUACUGCACUGCUGCUGACCUCUAGCCAGCGAACUGCAAGAGCUCGGCUCAUUUUGCUGACCUUGGUGGGAGCUAAUAUUUAUCUGGAACGUGUUAUUUGCAACGUUCUCCUGGAUCGUUCAGAGGAGGGCUACGACCUGACGGAAAGCAUCUCCUUCUGGGUCGGCCUGACGCGCCGGAUUUUUGCUUGCCUGUGCACAGCUAUACUAGCUUAUUUUAUUUGGACCUACAAGGACCCAGCCAAACAGAGCCAAGAGGUGCUGCAGAGUCUGCAGGAAACUCGGAAAGAGAUUCAGCAACUUUUACACGAAACUGAGAGGCUGUUGGCUAAACCGGAGCUUCUGUUUCAAGAUACCAAGCCUAGAACAGAAAAGGAGGUAUUGACUGAAGUGGGUGUCUCAAAGCUGCUAUUCUGUUCAAAGAAGAGAGCUGAAAUGGACGCAAAAGAGUAUUGGACUGAAUACCAGAGAAUCCUUUCUCCAGCAGACUGUGAAAACCAAGGAUGGGCUGUAAAGCAGCUGAACUACAAAAAUAACCUGCAGGUAAUUGAUGAGAUGCGGACUAGCAGCUCCAGGCUGAGAGGAUGGCCGUCUUCCCAGUCUCGUCAUUCAUUGCUCCACCGUCAAAGGCAAUCCCAAAACGUUGCUACUCAGCUGCUGACAAUCUCUAUACCAGUGGAUGGGCAAAAAGGAAACAGACCUGAGAUUUCACAAACUUUUCAGACUCCGCGGUACAACCUUCGGAGUCGGCAGUCUCUACAACAUCCAGACUAUUUCACAAGCUGAUAAGGCCUGAGCCCCAGAUGUCAGCAAGAAGAGCCAAAGAGGUAUCAAUAACCUCAUGGAUGCAGCCAAAGGAACCUUGGCAAGGUUUUUGGUCAAUAAUCAUAUUUCUUUGAGUAAGCAGAUCUGGGACAUAUGAUUCCUUUAUUUGAUUUUCUCCGAGUAGCCUAAAAAAU